ACGGACAGGAUGCUAUCUCAGGAGUCACGAUAGCAAGCUCAAACUCUGUACUUAUAUCAACCGUUCAGUUAGAGCUAUCAUCUUCCCUUAGCCCCUCCCACCUCAACUAUCGUCCGCCGUCGUUACCUUCCUCGAUCGCGCACCAUCAUGACAGAUGCAGAAGGCGAGAUCCAUCAACCCAUCCACCCCGAUAUCCUGAAGAAGCUCGACCCCGAGUUCGCCGCCUUCCACAGCGCGAACGCCCUCCACCAGGUCCCACUCCAUCUCCUCCCCUGGGACCCAGCCGUGCGCAAAGGCAAUCCCGUCAACGGCGCCUCAGAGCCUCUGCCAGUUGGGAGCAUCCAGGACUUCGCUCUCAGCAAGUUCAGCGUGCGCGUAUUCACGCCGGAGGGAUCUGCGCCUGAUGCGGGUUGGCCGGUUCUCAUCUACUUCCAUGGAGGUGGCUGGACACUGGGUAAUAUCAACACGGAAAAUGCAUUCAGCACCAACGUGUGCAAGCGUGCGAAGGCGGUCGUGGUCUCCGUCGACUAUAGACUCGCACCUGAGGACCCGUAUCCCGCUGCGGUUGAAGAUGCCGUCGAGGCCCUGGAGUGGGUGUACCAGAAUGGUAAGGCACAGCUGAGCGUGGAUACCACGAAGAUUGCGGUCGGCGGUUCGUCCAGUGGUGGGAACCUGGCAGCUGUCGUCGCCCUCAAAGCGGUCCAAGCGGAGCCUCCGAUCCCGGUCAUGUUCCAGCUCCUUGUAGUCCCGGUCACCGAUAACACGGCCACGACGUCAGGCGUGCCGUACAAGUCCUGGGCAGAGAACGCGAACACCGUGCAGCUGACUCCAGGCAGAAUGUUGUGGUUCCGCGAUAACUACCUUCCGAACGAGAAGGACCGCACUGCAUGGGAGAGCUCGCCCAUCUUCGCGCCUGAAGAGUUGUUCAAGAAGCUGCCUAAAGCGUGGGUCGCCGUGAUGGACCUAGACGUCCUGCGGGACGAGGGCAUCGAGUACGCGAAUAAGAUGAAGGCGGCAGGAGUAGACGUCGAGGUCAAAUUGUACGAGACAGCGCCGCAUCCCAUAUUGGCGAUGGAUGGUGUGUUGGAGAUCGGCAGGAGAUUCGUGACGGAUGCGGUAAACGCGACAGCACAGGCGUUUGGCACCGCUUGACCUCUCGUGCAAGGCCGAUAAUCGUUUGUAGGCAACGACACCUCUACUUAGAGGUCAAUCAGUGCGAAUUGAGGAUAGUCAGGUAGCAAGAAAUAAUGUGAUGCAUCGUCCUGCGUAUGAUUGCAUGAACCGGAUUG
This is a messenger RNA of Fomitopsis serialis, 1289 nucleotides long. Its product is annotated as lipase/ esterase. The record is from RefSeq and is a predicted model, not a curated record. Gene Ontology annotation, molecular function: hydrolase activity. Lineage: Eukaryota; Fungi; Basidiomycota; Agaricomycetes; Polyporales; Fomitopsidaceae. The coding region runs from base 148 to 1152 and encodes 334 amino acids. The transcript has 5 exons.